UAAUGACUCGGAAGUCGGCAAACGUAAACUGUCAAUUUGGCAGCUAAUAUGUUUACAUGUUUAGCUCACAUGUUGUUAAAAGGAUGACCUGAAUUUUCAAUGGUUAACACAAGGCUGCUGAGUGACUAACAGCCAUGUUUGCAAAGCUAAAAGAAAAAAUACAAAAAGAGGGAGGCAAUGUUACUCCAGAUGUUGACCGCAGCAAAACUGUGAUACCCGUCCAUAACAGCCCAAAGAGACUCAGUUUGGCAGGAAGUCCAGCACAAAGCCCUUUAAAGAAAGAAGCAGAUGGAUUUUACACAUCUAGAGAAGAUCUGACAAAAGAUGAUAUCAGCUCCAGUGAAGACCCUUUGGCCGCCUUACAGAAACGAACAGAGCAGUGUAAACAGCUUCAAGACAGACUUACAGAAUACUCCGAUGCCAUUAGGGAUAGUAGCAAGAAAAUUGAGAAACUGGAAGCCUUUAUAGAAAAACAACAGAAUGCAACGGCCAAAAAGUUGCAGGAAUUAGCUGAACAACACAGGGCCAUUCUUGAAAAUUUGACAGCAAAGCACAAGUUGGAGUUGGAAAAAGCAAACAAUGAAAAGGAAACUUUACUACAAAAAAUAAAAGAUGCAGAGAGUUUAAGGGAUAAGUUAUUCAAAACAGAAGAAGAAAAAGAGGAAUUCCAACAGUUUACAACACAGGAAAUAGGCAAAUUGAAGCAUAUGCUUAUUCUGAAGGAAGAAGAGUUAACAAAAAGUCAAAAAGAGCUUCAAGAAAAGGCAGCUUUGUUGACGCAAGGACAAGAACGGGUGAAGCAAUUGUCUGAACUUGAAACAAGAAUAAAAGACAUUUCACAAGAAAAGUCAAUGCUGGAGGAGGAGAGUGCAAGCCAUGGGAGGAUUGUGAGCAGUCUGACCAGGGAGAGAAUGGAGAUGGAGGAGAAGGUGAUCAGUCUGAACACCGCAAUAGCAGAGAAAACUGCCACCAUAUCAAACUUGCAGUCCAGAUACACAGAUCUGGAAAGUGCUCAUCAGGCAUUGCAGAGAAACUCUGAUCUACAGAAGAACAAGCUGAAUCAACAGCUACAUGAGCAGACAGACCAGGUGGAUCAGCUGUCGGAGCGUGUGAAGCUUCUACAACAGAGGGGACAGGACCAAUCUCUAUCAGGGGAUGAACGCACACAGGCACUGGAGAAAGAGAGAGACACACUGGAGAGGAAGCUGACAGAGACUCGAGAACAGCUAUCCCAGAUCAAGUCCUCCUGGAGUGAGAAGAUAUCCCAUCUAGAGCACCAGAUAUCUCAUUUGAACACAAAAAUAGCAGAGGAUUCAGACGAGUUGAAAGAGGCAAGAAACUAUGUAGAAAUGGUCAAAAAUACCAUGCAAAAAGAGAUUGAUAGCGAGAAGGACAAGGUGAAAGAAGCUGAAAAACAAUCUGAGGCUAAAAUGGAAUAUCUUAAAAACAAAGAAGCAGAAUUCAAAAAAGAGAGACUGGAUUUGGAGACUGUGAUAUCGAGUGUGAGGCUUGAGAAGGUGGACCUGGACACUCAGCUGCGGGCCAAGCUGGCGUCGGUUGAGUCCCAGCUCAUGUCUCUUGAGCUGGAGAGGGCACGGGAAACCAGUCAGCUGCAGGAGGAAGUGACAAAGGUCAGGAAAGAUUUAUCACAAACUGAAUCAGCUUUGGUGAAGUCAGCUCAGGAAAUUCAGGAACUGAUAACUGAGAAAGCAGAAAUUCAGUCCAGAUUAUCAGCUCUCGAGUCUGACCAUGCGGCCCUAAGGGCUCUGCUCUCCAGCAAGGAGAAGCAUGGUGCAGAGCUGAGCUCCCAUCGACAGCUGCUCGUGGAGGAACUGAAGAUCACCCAGGAGAAGCUGGAGAGGGCGCAUGAGAGAGAGAAAUCAAAAUCAGCUGAACUGCUCGAGUGCAAUAAAGAGAAGGACGAGUUCAUGAUGCGUAAUGCCCAGCUGUCCCAGCAGCUGACCAGCCUGCAGCAGUCGUCCCAGGAUGACAGGCGGGGCCUGGAGGCUGAGAAAGCUGCCUUGGAGGGGGAGCUUGCAACUAAGGCGGAGACUGAAUCUCGCUUGAGUGACAGGUGUCGGCAGCUGCAGUCGCAGGUGGAAGAGUUGUCUACCAUUCACACUGAUCAUGUGACCAACUCAGAGCAGCUUCGGGAGCUGGAGCAGACAGUUGUCUCCCUUGAAGAUCAGCUCGCUGAGAAAAACAAGGCAUUGAAGAAACAAGAACAGCGUCUCAAUGAUUUAAAGAAAACUUUACAACGGGAAUUGAAAGUGCAAUCUUUACCAAAUGAUGAACCAAUAGACGCAAAAAUUGUUGCAGUUACCCCUCCCAUGCCCCGCAAAAACUCUAUAGGUCGGGAAAAUCCAAAACGUUCUCAUAGACAUUUGUCAUACGAUCAAAGUCCUAUACCGGGAGAUCCAGUGAAUGAUUCAACACAGGGGCAUAGCAAUUCAUACGCUCAACAUGACUUCUUUGUUGGGCAAAACACACUUUUCAACCAGAGGACAGGAUAUGGUCAUGGUGCUAAUAGUGACUACCAUGCGACAAUAUUAGUGAAUGACAGCCAGUCUGCGUCGUCACGAGGUGCCUACAGUGUUCAGUCAAGUGGGAGACAGUCAGAUCGACGCGAGUUCGAUAUGCAGCAUUUAGAAAAGGACGUUAAUUUUCAGUAUCUCAAACAUGUGGUGAUGAAGUUUAUGCUGAGUAGAGAACAUGAGGCUAUUCACCUGAUCAAGGCGGUCUCACUGUUGCUGCGUUUCACCCCUGACGAACAAAAGCUGAUCCGAGACACGUUGGAGUGGAAGAUGUCAUGGUUUGGUGGCUCACAGCCUCCUGCUGUGCUCAAGGGACAAACCAACAAGAUCAUUCCUCCAUCAUACUGAUUAUUGAUUUAUAUUACACAUGUAUUAUAUAGAAAUAUUGUCUUGGAAAUUCCUCCAUCAUACUCAUUUUUGUGACCUAGGAUAAAUAAUUCUUGCAGUAGAAAUUCUUCUCUCAUAGUUACUGUGAAUUUAGGAUAAAAAUAUUUGCUAAAAGGCUUUGUUUAUUUUCUUCUUGCUUUGCUGAAAAGACAGGCCAAGAGUAUUCUGCCCUCGUUUUAAUUAGUAUUUAGAAAUCCUGGAUGAACAUAUUUUUGGUUUUGAUGCCCGGCUUGGCUGUAGUGAAAAACGAAAAGCAUCUCUCCCCAGUUCAUAUGGAGUCUUAUUUGGAAAGGUAGGAGCGAGAAAGACCAUUAUUUUACUCAUGCUGAAUAGAACAAAAAGUGGGGUUUAAUACUGUUUGGAAAAUUAUGCUGUUUUGAAAGGGUCGAUCACAAAGAGCAUUGUUUAAACCCAAUGAAUGUAUUGUGUUAAUAUGAUGAUAGAUAAUUUAAAACUUUUUUUAUUUUACUCAAUCCAUUUUCGAAUUAAGGGUUUAAUUGUUUUGAUGACUACUAUCAUUUCCCAGUGCCUGUAAGAAACUGAAUUAAAGCUUAAUUUACAUGAUUUGUUAAAGCAAUUUUAUAUAUUGUGAUGAGACUUGGUCAGAAUAUGCACUGUGGCAAUACCUUGGCUGUAUUUGUUUCUGGGUCAGGUGCAUACAAAACUAGGUCGCCAGGUCAAAUUAUUACAACGAGAGAGGCCACAUGUAUGACUCAAUCUAUAUGAAAAUAGAUUAGAAUAUUUAUCUGGACAAUACUCAGGUUAAGGGUAUCUGGGUCACCUACACCUAUAAGCUAGGUCACUAGGUCAGAUCUUUUAAAAAAUAUUUUCACUCUUGGGGCAAUAUUUAUUCCUUAAGCUUGAUGAAACUUGGUCAGUAUGAUUUUCUUGACAAUAUAUAGGCAAAGUUUAAAUAUGGGCCAGAUUGGUUGAAACACUAAGUCAUCAGGUCAAAUCUGAUGUGGGGAAAACAUUUUACCAAUCUAGUGCCACAUUUAUCACUCAGAUUAAUGAAACUUGGUAAGAAUGUUUAUCUUGACAAUAUGAAGGUCAAGUUUCAUUUUGAGAUAAGUGUUGUCAAAAAGAGAUCACCUGUUCAAGUCUUCAGCCAUUGGUGGGAAUGAACUCAGUUUAAGCUUUUUAUUGCCAUCAUUGUUCUUGUUUUUAUAGAAUUCUUUUUCCCAUUUAUAGAGGAGCUCUUAACAGUUCCCAUGUUUCAAUGUUAAGCAGUUUGAAAAUGAUAGUGGAUUGUUCUACAAUAUGUUUGCCAGAUUUCUAGCAAUUGUCCUUACAAGUCUUUUGUGAAACCUUAUGAACACACUGCCUGCUGGGAACAAUAAGUUCCUUGGGAUCUUAGAUGUGCCCCCAUUAGGGCCUUUUUGCCCUAUUGUUAAGUUUUAUUUGCACUGUUGAACUAAAUACACUUUGAAAUCAAUUUCAUAUUCACAUCGUCAAGUUUUACAAACACUCUUCCCUAUAUUAAACACACUAUACUGACUGAUAUACUGAUGUUAAGAUAUUUGUAAGAUAUAGGCUUUUAUGUUGUGGGUCAUCUAUAGGUUGUCAAUAAAAACCGUCCAAAUGUCUCUUGAAAUCAAUUAUUCAGUACCAAAAUGCAUAAUCUGUAUAUGGAAUUGAUCAUGACGGAGAAUAAAUUUUAGUAUAAAUGUUGAUUUAUUUAAGCGAUUUGGGUACACUUGUUACGCCCCAACCCCCGUAAUAGAUAAACACCUUAGAGUAGCGUGGUGUGAUCCCCGAGCGGCAAGGGACUGAUUUUUUCUAUAAUGAUACUAGGGGCUGGACGCAAGCAUUUAUAAAUAAAAGAACAAACACCAUAAUCACUUACGUAUUUAUUAAUAUUUUGAGUACGAUUAGACCUAGUUAAGAUAUAUCAUACAGGUGUAUUUCAUUCACUAAUCUAUACCUUCAACGUACAAAAUUAAUUUAACAUACCAUCGAGCACGGAGACUCGGCUUCCAUCGUGAAUCGAACGCCCCGCAAACUAAACUAUUUAUGACGUCACUUUACACAGAGCGUUCUCAGGUAAAAACCGAGGGACACCGAAACUAAUGAAAAUACAGUUUAACAAUCAGCGGUAUUUAAACAGAUAAUAAAAAUGUUUAAAGUAAUCGAACAGAGUUAAUAUUCGGCAUAAAUAUAUAUUAGUUUAUAUGUUUUCGAUUACAUGAACAAAUUAAUAGGCAAAGAGACAUUUAUCUUCUUAAAACAAUGAAAAAUAUUAACCACAUGAAAUGGAGGUUACAACCCACUACAAUUUUAACUGUGGCGAAUUCGACAAGUUCGCAACACACUAUUAACACGACAGUUUAACUAAGUUCAAAUAACAGUAGGUCCAUUUGUAACUAAAAUGGCUUCCAUUGCUUUAAUUGUUAAGACUUUUUGUCGUUCUUGCUUGUUGAAAGCUCGACAAAGAAGCGACAAUGGUUGAGUUUAUGUGCGUGCAUUGGUCCAAGCUUUUCACUAUGUUACUUAGUCAUAAAUCUUGUAAUUUUGUUAUUAAUUACGCAAAAUGACCAGAUGACAUUUCUUGUGUCACCCUAUCUACCUACAUGGUACCUUUUUGGUCAAGAUCACAGUUGAGAUCAAAGGUCAAAGUUUACCUUAAAAAAAGCUUAUCCUGACUGUAACUGUGUCAUUCACCAUGCUAUUAAAAUAACUUCACAAAUAUACACCAUUAAAAGAUGAUGUGUUGCAGGUUUCAUCUGUCUCCUUAACUCGAAAAUCAAGGGCAUACUUUAAGGGCCAAGGUUAUAUGUGGCAAAACCACUUUUUCCACUGUAUCGUGUUCAUCUCGAAGUUUUAAAUAAUGUACCACAAAUGACUACGACCAUAAGAUGACGUGUAGCCUGUAUUACCCGUCUUUUUAUCACAAUGAUCAAGGUCACACCUAAGGUCAAAAAUGAGCAUCAUGCUGCUGUUAUAGAAGUUCAACAUUAUUGACAAUGGGCUUGACAUUUUGCAGAAAGGAUUCUAUUUUAGACAUGUUCUUAUUUCAAAUGCAUUAUUUUGUUUCAGCUUUAUUUAUAUAUUUUUGUUAUUUAGUAUGUAUUUAACUUAACUUACAUUUUUAUAACAAGAGACUAAUAGUUGUGUUUGGAAUUGGGUUUUGACUAUACAUGUAGAUCUGUAAAGUUACAUGUAUUUAGGUCUCUAGAAAUUCAUUAAGAAAACUGAUUGUGCACUAUUCAUUUAAAAUGAAACCAGUUGAUCUGAAUUAACUAUCAUAAGUGUAAGAUGACACGUCUAUACAUCUGCUACAUGACAUGUUUAUACAUCUGCAACAUGACAUGUUUAUUCAUCUUCAAUAUGAUGGCUUAAAUAUCUGCACGACUACACUUUUAUUCAUCUGCAAUAUGUUAUCAUUUUAAGUUAUCAAUACAUAUUUUUAAAACAGAUUACUGGUAGACGCUGAAAGAUAAAAAAAAACGUUCAGAUACAUAUAGACACAAUUUUCUUUCUGCAACAAAAACAAGUAAACAUGUUGGUAUGUUCAGUUGGUAAACAUGUUCAUUAUUAUUUUCAUUGAAGAGGACAAUAUUUGAUUGAUGGUAUAUCAUACAGAUUUUUAACUUAUUAUAACAUUCCUCAUUCAUAUUCGUAUUAUGUGUUUAACAAGAACAUGUUGACAUUGAAAUUGUACACACUUGCGUAACAGGAAUAUGACUAUUUCUAUUAUGUUUUGUUUUAUAUUUCGCGUGGGUAAUCUGACUUGUUUUUAGUUCGUGAAUUCCAGUUAUGAUUGGAGAGUGAUAGUUGUAAAUGACAUGUAGUGAUAGUUGUAAAUGACAUGUUUGUAUAGUAGCUAUUUAUUGCACAGAGUAUCUAUAUAAAAUAAUAAGCAUUCUA
Messenger RNA from Dreissena polymorpha, 6788 nucleotides. Its product is annotated as golgin subfamily A member 1-like. Bases 135 to 2882 code for a protein of 915 amino acids. Gene Ontology annotation, cellular component: Golgi apparatus. NCBI's taxonomy places the organism in Eukaryota, Metazoa, Mollusca, Bivalvia, Myida, Dreissenidae. The transcript has 21 exons. The record is from RefSeq and is a predicted model, not a curated record.